Messenger RNA from Megalopta genalis, 24903 nucleotides. The record is from RefSeq and is a predicted model, not a curated record. NCBI's taxonomy places the organism in Eukaryota, Metazoa, Arthropoda, Insecta, Hymenoptera, Halictidae.
UCCGUGAGCGAUAGUUGAACGCGUAUCGCGUAUCGCAUAUACUCGACGUCGACCGACGGCGUUGAGCCACGCGAGGCUGGUGCUCGCGAUUAGCGAAACCGAACGAUCGCGGUCGACCCUCUCCCCCCGUUCCUCGAUACGUCCACGGUCCCCUGUGCGUUUGCGAAAAAGUGUGCGUGGCUCGCGUCGGACGACGAACGCGCGGCUCUCCGGCUGCCGAUGCGCGUGGCGGCGGCGGCGGCGGCGGCGACGACGGCGGUGGUGGUGCUCGAAGGGUGUGGUGUGCGGAGAGCAGGUGUCCGCGAGCGCAGCCCGACCGUGAAACGAGCAGAGGCCGGAAGCGGACGGGCACGGCAUGAGUUUCGACCGGAGCGGUUGCCGCUAGGACGGAGACCGGAGAACCGGCCUCUGCCUCUGCCUCUGCCUCUGUCUUUGCCUCUGUCUCUGCGAGCUACUCGUCCCACGGCUUCGACGGCGAGCCGAGCGGAUUGGCCCAGGAGGGGAACCCUCCUGUAGCAUGUCGACGCCGCCGAGAACCGGAAGCCCGUACGGCAGCGCGGCCGGCGACAGCGCGGCCGGCGACAGCCCGGCCGGCAGCCGGGCCGGCAGCCGAUCCGACAGCCGGGCCGACAGCCGGGCCAGUCCCGGCAGCCCGAGGACACCACGUGGCGGCAGUCUGCAGGACCGGAUCAGCUUCUUCGAGCAAGAGCUGUUCCAAGGCGCCGAGUCGAGGAGACAGUUCAGGUUGGCCGGCAAUCCGAAGCUGGCCCUGUCCAGGACCGGGGACUCCUCGUUCGAGGAGAGCUUCGAGAGGCUGGUCGAGGAGGGCGAGCUGAACGGGGCCAAAGUGGUCAAGUUCGAGAAGAUCACCGUUAGGAAAAGCGUUCGGGAGAUGAUCGGCGGCGUGUCGCAUCGGCUGCUCGCCGAAACCAGCAGGACUCCCAGCGACGAGCACACCCUGGAGGAUUCCGCUUAUCAGAGUCAGAGUCAGAGCCAGAGCCAGAGCCACGGCUACGGCCACGGCCAUGGCCGCGACGAGACCGGCCACGCCAGCAAGUCCAGCUCGGUCGCCUCGUUCACCAGAUUCCCGUCCGAGGAGAGUCUGUCGCAGAGGAGGGGCAGCAGCCCCCUGCAGCAUCUCGGACCCGACGAUCGAACCCCGGAAUGGCGUACCGAGUAUCGCGCCGCGAGAGGCUUCCAAAACGCCUCCAGGAUCGAGUUCGUGCGCAGCAAGAGCGAGUACGACGCACACAUCGUCGCGAUCAAAGACGAGCAAGAAAGAGUCCAGAAGAAGACCUUCGUCAACUGGAUCAACUCGUAUCUCUCGAAGCGAAUGCCACCGUUCCACGUGGAGGACUUGAUCGAGGAUCUGAAAGACGGUACCCGCCUACUCGCGUUGCUCGAGGUGCUGUCCGGCGAGAAGCUGCCGGUCGAACGGGGCCGUAAUUUGAAGAGACCGCACUUUCUCAGUAACGCCAACACCGCGCUGCAGUUCCUACAGAGCAAGAAGAUCAAGCUGGUCAACAUAAACGCGUCGGACCUGGUGGACGGACGACCUCCCGUGGUUCUCGGCUUGAUAUGGACCAUCAUCUUAUAUUUCCAGAUCGAGGAGAACACCAGAGCUUUGGAAUAUCUCGGUCACACGUGGGGCAGCCAGAGCAGCUUGGAAAGUCUGAGCACCCAGGGUUCGGCGGCUAGCGAGAGAAGGCGCAUCAGCAGCGAGAAAUGGAAGCAGGGCGCCAGAAAAACGCUCCUUCAAUGGGUCACCAAUGCUCUGCCCAAGGACAUCGGCAUCCAGGUGCGCGACUUCGGCGAGAGCUGGCGAGACGGGAACGCGUUUCUGGCCAUCAUCGACGCGAUCAAGCAGAACCUGGUCAACGUAGCCGCCAUGAGAGAGGCCUCGAACAGAGCUCGCCUGGAGACGGCGUUCCAGGUGGCCGAACUCGAGCUAGGCAUCGCCAGGCUUCUCGACCCCGAGGACGUGGACGUUCCCCAGCCCGACGAGAAGUCGAUCAUGACGUACGUCGCGCAAUUUUUACACAAAUAUCCGGAGCCAGGAUCCGCGGCCGCGGACUGUUUCGCAGCCGUGCAACAAGAGUACGACGGAUUGUCGGCCUGGCUCGGCGAUCGGAUCAGGAACUUGGAGCAGUUGGACAGGACCAAUUCGUUCCCGUUGAGCUACGCGGACUACCUUGCUCUGAAGACGGAAGCCGACAAGCGGUUCGUGGUGUACGAUAAGCUGCGGCGUCUCGUCGAAACGCCUAGUACGAUCAGCAUCACGAGAGACUCUUGGAGACGGGUGCAGAGCCUGUGGAACGCCUUCGAGAUUCUUAUGUUGCGCUGGCUCUGGAGCCUGGACUCGAGUCUUCCGGGCGAACUGGGCGAAGCCGGCAGGUGGCUGGCGCGCGCGGAAGCCCUCCUCAUUUCCGACAACGACAUCCCCGAGGAGAUGACCGAGGAAACGGCCAACGUGAUAUCGAACAAGCUGGAGGAACACAAAAAGUUCUUCCUAGACCUGCCAGCUACCACGGAGAAGUUCCAAACGGCCAGAAAUUCUCAGCUCUCGUUGCACAUGCAGCCCCGGCAGCUGAACGAUAUGGCGGCGCGAUUCGAUAGCCUGCCGGACCGUGCCGCGAAGCGGAGAAUUCGAUUAAAGUUCCUGGAGCACAAGUGCUGUCUCGUCGCUUUCUUGUUCCUAGUCGAGACCAAGCUCAAGGGUUGGAGCGUGAAAUACGGCACCGAGGAGAAGGUGCAUCAGAUGCUGGAGCAGUAUAGAAACUUCGUGUCCCGGAACAGAAUCUUCCAAGAAUUCCAGAAGGCCUAUCUGGACAUGCAACAGGUCGUCGAGGACUACAAACGAGACGGUAACGUUGAUCGAGAGGAAAGCCUGAGCAUCGACCGCUUCAUGAAAGAGACCAGCGACAAGUGGAAGAGCGUGUCGAUGGACCUGCGCUGCGUGCAGAGCAUGCUCGAGGAAGUGGUGGCCUACUGGCGUCGAUGGAACGUCGCGUCGGACGAGUUCGAGACCUGGUUGGUCCGCGCCGAACCUGCCUUGAACCUGCCCGAAGAGGAGAGAAUGGAGUUCUUCCAGGACAUCAGCGUCUGGAAGGAGAAGCAUCAGCGAUUAUCGGACACGGUGACUUUCCUGAUCGCGACGUCGGACGAGCCUGUGGCUCUUCGACUGAAGCAACGUUACACGAACCUCGCGGCUCGAUGGGAGUCCAUGUUCCAAGAGGCCAAGCAGUACAUGCACGCCGGCGAUUUGAUCCGAAACAGAAAGGACUACAGGGCCGGGAUGGAGACGUUGCAGAGCUGGCUGAGGAACGCGGAGACCGCGCUGGCGGCCACCGAUUUGACGACCACCGAAAAGAUCAAGGCCUACGGCGAGAAGCUUCAAGCGUUUCACAACGAAGUCGAAGGAGUGGAGGACCUUUUCAAGAGCAUCAGCAAAAAGUUUCAAACCUUGAUCCAGGAUCUGUCUCGCGACGAAGUCGACAGGAUGAUGAACACCCUGAAGAAGGAGAAGGAAGCGUUGGUCAAGGUCAGAGCGUUGAUCCCGAUGCAGCUGCACUUGUACCAUCAGCUGUUGGUACAGCAGGAGUCUCUCGAGGCUGGACAGAAGGAGAUAGCCGCCUGGUUGGACGAGGCGGAUAGGGUGCUCGCCGGCGCGGAUCUGUCGGGCGGCAGGGAACAAAUUCUGGCUCGAUUGGAUCGUCACAAGGCCUUCUUCUCCAGAACCCUUUAUUACAGAUCGAUGCUCGAGUCGAAGAACAAGGUGUUCACCAGCAUGGUCAAGUCGGUCGACAGCCACGCCGACGUGGCCUCGGCCGAAGGCGGCAAGACCUUGAGAGAACUGAACGACAGGUUCGACGGAGCGUCUCAAGCCGCUCAGCUCUGGGAGCAACGGCUUCAGGAAGCCGUCAGGUGUUGGACGAGGUUCAACGAGUCCGAGAGACAGGUCUCCGAGUGGCUGACCGUGGCCGAGACCACGAUGAACGACAAGCACACGGACAGCAGCAGACAUUUGCUCGAGUAUCGGAAAGAGUUGUUCGCUCGCGCCAACGAGAAAUGGAUUCAGGAGUUCGCGAACGCCGGCCAGGAUCUGAAGAACGUUUUGCCCGUCGAGCAGCAAGCCCCUGUCACCGAAGCCGUGGAAACUCUUCGAAAACGUUGGAAGAAGGUGUUGACCUUGGCGCCCCUUCAUCUAAUGGGGCUCGAGUUUCGAUUGUACGAGAUCACCUUCCUCCGCUAUCUGAAGGAUCUGGAAGCGGAGCUGAACGCCGAACAGCAGGCCCUGACGAAGAACGACAACGCGGAGAGCAUUCUGCAGAGAAACAAAGAGUUCUUCGUUAAGCAGGGCACCAUCCUCGAGGUCGAGAAGUGCCUGGAGGCUUUGAAGAAGAUCGGCAAGGCGUACAGCCUGCUGAAGCCGGACGACGACAGUCUCGCCGAGGCUGCGCGGAACGCCGAGAGACUCUGGGAAGACUCCGCGCAGCGGGUGGAGAGCCUGCGAGAGCAGCUGAAGCAGGUUCCUCAGCAAUGGGCUGCCUACAAGAAAAAGUUCGACGAGAUGGUGAGAUGGAUGGACCACGUGGACAGCAACCUGAGGACCAUUUUGCACGAGGUGAACACCUUGGAGGAGUUCGAGACCGAGAAAACGAUAUUCCAGAAAAUCUGUCGGGAAGCGGACAGCAAACGCGAAGAGAUGAAGUGGCUGGUACAGACGCUGGACAGUUUGACCUCGAAUCGAUCGGACAACGAGGCUCUGUCGGAGCAGAAUCGGCUCGAGCAGCUGAUCACGCGGUACAAGAACCUGAUACCGACCAUCGAGAUCACGAUGACAAAGACGGACAUCUACUCGAAGAGCUACACCUACAGGAAGGAGGUCCGCGAGGUGUGCACUCUGCUGCGCAAGGUGCGCGAGCAAUCGCAGGUCGACGCCGUGGUCGCGGAGGGCCCGGAGAGCCUGCGCACCGCCGUGGCCCAUCAGGAGAGUCGUCUGAGCCAGCUGGAGCACCAGCGAUCGAACAUCGUCAGCAUGCUGCAACGCGGCAAAGAUCUGCUCAAGGACCAGCACGCUCCCCAAUUCUUGUCCGUGGAGGUCCAACAGCUGAAAUCCAGCUGGAACGACACCUACGGGCAGAGCGUCGAGACGUUGAAGUCGUUGAAGAGCUCCGAGAAAUUGUGGAGCACCUACGAGGAACAGAAGGAGGAGAUUUUCAAGUUGAUCGAACGAGCCGAAGAGGAGCUGAGCAAAAUCGAAACGGCCGGUUACCGCGACGCUUCCGAAGCGUCCUCCGAUCUUCGGAGCAAACAGGAAUUCGCCUCCGGCUGGAGAAAGUCCGCGGAAGAACUGCUGAAGAAGCUUCGCGAGACUUACGGGAACUUGACCGACGUCGCUCCGACCGAGAAGAAGGAGAUCCUCGGGAAGGAGAUCGCGCGAACGGAGAAGAAGAUCGAGACGACCCUGAGGACCGUUCAGGAGAAGGUGGUCUACCUGCAGGAGCACAGCACCAGGUGGAACAAGUUCCAGGCAAAGUUGAACGAGCUGCAGCUCUGGACGCAACAGAGUCCUCGGUCCAUCGCCGAUGCCGAGAAUUUGUCCACCAGCCCGGAGGAGGUGGUCUACAGGACGGAGAGAAUCGAGAAGGAGAUCCAGGAGAAGAGCAGGACGUUGACGUAUCUCGAGGAGGAGUCCCAGAAGCUGGUGAAAGGCGACGGCGAGACCGAGCCGGGCAAGCGGCUCCGCGGCGACAUCGCGAACCUGGAGAAGACCCUGGAUACCCUGAGGGAGAGCAUCGUCGUUCAAAAGCAGACCGCCAUGCGGAACCUGGAGACCUGGAAGGAGUACGAGAAGGGGAUUCGAGCGCUGAAACCCUGGAUAGAAGAAGCGGAAUCGAAGGCGGCCACGAUCGGCAGUAAACCGACGAGCCUGGCCCAGGCAGCCCAGAUGCUGGAGACGGCUAGAGCGUUCGAGGGCAGGUGUCGGCAACGGUUUCCCGAGAUACAGGACUUGUCGUUAGUCAGCCAACGAAUAUCGGGAAAGACGUCGGCUUCCGACGAGGUGGACGCCGUGCAUACUCGAUGGAACGCCGCCCACGACGUGGCUGUACAGACGACCACCAAAUUGGACAAGCUGGUGACCUCGUGGUACAGUUUCGAGACCGAGAUCAAAGAGUUCGACGAGUGGUUGGAGAGAUCGGAGAAGACGGUGUUGUCGGAGCCGAACACUCGGACACCGGAGGUGUCGGUGCUUGAGAAGGAGUUGACCAGGUUGAAGGAUUUCAACAAGACCGUUUCCGAUCACCAAGCUCGGCUGAUCUCGUUGACGCAGGUGUCCGAUCACAUCAGCCACGGUUUAUCCUUGGAGGGUGCGACCAACUUGAAGGGCCGCGUGUCGGACAUCAAAGCCAGAGUCGGCAAACUGGCGGACACGGUUCGACUGCAGAUCAACAAGGUGUCCGACUCUCUGCUGGCUCGUCAAGAGUUCCAGAUGAAGAUAGCCGACUUCGAGAACUGGAUGUCGCGGAUGAGAUCGAACGUCGCGGAGAUCGGCGAGGCCACGGUCGACACCGUCGACGCGAAUCUUCAAGCGGUGCACGCUUACAUUCAGGAACACUCCGAGAAACAGCCCGGCUUCGCCGCGAUCUACAACGAGGUGAAGCAACUGUCGUCGAACGGGUCCGUCGCCGAGGCGGCCGCUCUCGACGAGACCUACACCAACUUGACGAGAAAGUACAAGGCGUUGGAGGACGAUCUCGGCCAGAAGAGAAAGGGUCUCGAGAGAUGGAUCGAAUUCCUCAGCUGGACGAACGAUGCCAACGCUCAGCUGAGUCACUGCAAGUACGAAGCGGAGGCGAGGAAGCCGACCGUCGCCGAUCUCGAGAGAUUCUCCUCGGAGCUGCGGACGAUCAACGACAAGAUAGAAGGUUGGAAGCGGCACGCGUUGCCCGACGCUGCGACCGGCAUCGAGAUAAGGGACAAACGAGGCAAACCGUUGUCGGCGUCCGGUCUGCUGAUCGAUUUGGAGAACAAAGCCACCGCGUUGAAGAACGAGAUAUCCCUGAAGCGAGACAGGCUCGAGAACCUGGACGCGCGGUGGAACAAUUUCAAGAGCCUGCAGCAGCGCGUCACCGAGAACAUUCUCAAGACUCAGACGGCUCUUCAGGAGACCGUUUGCAACGCGGCCGCCUGCGAACAGCUGGCACCGGCGGUGGACAAGAUCGACCAGCUGAUCGAGGAGCACCGGAACAGGGACCGCGAGAAAGAGACCCUUCGUUUCGAAGGCGGCACCUUGAUGAAGGAGGAUCAACGAUCGACGACCAACGUUCAGGCGAUGCUAUCGUCCGUCGACGCCAACUGGGAGAAGGUGAACGAGCUUCUUCGCGAGCAAAGGAAAAAGUACGCCGACAUGGACAACGACUGGAAGGCGUACCAACGAGCCAGACAGAUGGUGGAGAAGUCCGUGGAGGAGGCCGUCGAUCUGUGCCGAUCCGUCGAGGGUGCUCCGCCUUGCGACGUAACGCGAGCCAACGUGGCUCUCGAGAAGCACAAAAAGGCGUUGGACGCGUUGAAGAAGGGAAAACAAUUUCUGGAUAAAAUGGAGUCCGAGACGCAGCAAUUGACCAGGGAGGCCAGCCUGAUGCCCGCGUUCGAUUCGGAACUGAUAGAGUCCGAUCUGCGCGAGGUCCGACAACGUUAUCAGGACGCGUACAACGACGUCGCCGAGAAACUGCAGACUCACGAGACACGGGCCAUCAUGUGGAAGCAGAUCGAAGAGUCGAAGACGGAGCUGACCAAGUGGCUCUGCAACACGAACGAGUCCCUGACCAGCGGCAGCGAUCGUCGGCUCGACGCCGAGAACUGUCAGGCCAGGUUGCUCAGAUAUCGAGAAGAGCUGCCGGGUUAUCGGCAGCUCUAUCAAAAUAUCGUCGCCAAGAUGGAUCAGCUGACGAGGAUGGACAACGGCGCGGACAUACCGACCUUGAGUUUGUCGCGGCAGCUGUUGGACGACCAGUUUCAGGUUGUGAAGAGCUCCGCGGACAAGUUGGAGACGUUGACGUCGACCAUGAACGAAACGGAGAGGUCGAUCAGACAGGAGAUGAAGAGGUGCGGGGACCGGAUCUCCAAGGUACGGGAGGAAAUCGUGAAAUGCGACGAUCUGACCGGCGAGAACACGAAGAUCCUGGGACGAAUCAACAAAUGCCGGGAACUGAAGUCCGAGCUGGAACGGUGCGACCACGCGUUGUCCAAGGUCGAGGCGACGUUGACCGAGUCGUCGACCGAGUAUCCGAGCAUCUCCAGGUCCACCCUGCCCAAAGAGCUGCAAGCUCUUCGGCUCCGAAGGGACGGCGUCGACAGCCACGCCGGCAAAGUGAUCGCCACCUUGGUGGCGUUUCUGACCAAGCUCUAUCACGAGAAGUUCGGCGCUCUGCAGCGCAUGGUGGCCACCUUGAAAGAGAAGGUGGCCUGGUGCGAGCCCGAGCAGAGCAGCGACCGUUACAACCUCGAGGUGAAGAUGGCGUCGCUGAUGGACGUCGAGGCCGCGAUCGCGGACUGCGUCGCCAGGAAAGAGGACACCGACGAUUCUCUGGAACUGCUGGCUUCGGUGGAGAGCGCGGAGACGAUGGCCGCGUCGAAGGCCGAUCGGGACAGGGUCGCCGUCGAUCUCGAUUCCCUGAAGUCCGGCUACGUAAAGAUCAAGCGCGACUUGGAGAACAACAUCGGUCUAUGGCAGCGUUACGAGUCGACGUCGGAGAACGUGUUGUUCUGGCUGAAGGAGAACGAGAACAGGAUCAGGGGCGAGGCGUCGGCGUUGUCGAAUCUCGAGGACCUCGAACGGAAGAUCGCCGAGACGAGCGAGAUGCGGCGCACCGUGACGGAAUACGAAGGAGAGCUGAGAGAGCUGACGGCCCUUGCCGAAGACAUCGCCAAGGUCAGCUCGGAAUCCCGCGUGAAUCAGUACAUAGGACACCUGAACACCCGUUACGAAUACGUGCUCAAGUUCCUGGCGCAGCACUUGCAAAUGCUGAGAGAGCUGAAGGAGAACGGGGACCGAUACGCCGCGAACAAGACCAAGCUGGAGAAGUGGAUCGGCGAGGCGGAACGGAAGCUGACGAUCUUCGACGAGAUCACCGGCCCGAAGCCGAUCACCUUCUACCAAUCUCGGCUGAAAGAGCUGAAGGCGUUCGCCGAGGACAGAGAGGUCGGCCAAGCGAUCCUGAACAGAACCGCGGAGGCCGGGGAAGCGCUUUUCCCUAGGAUCACGGCCGACCGGAGGGAGACGAUCAGGGCGGAGCUGAGGAACUUCAGGAACCGGGUGGACGCGACGACGGACCGCGCGAACGCGAUCUACAAGAAGAUCGAGAGCGACAUGAUGCACAGAUCCUCGUUCGAGGACAAGUUCUCGCAGGUGAAGCAGUGGCUGGUCGACGCGCGGAACAAGCUCGGCGAGAAGCAGGAGCUGCUGCCGACGCUUCAGGAGAAAAAGCUGGCGUUGCAUCUGCAGAAAGCCGUCGCGCAGGACGUCGCCGUUCACAAGAACGUUCUCCGGCAGCUGCAGGACCGGCUGAAGACGGCCCCCGACGACGAAGCCAGCGAGAUGCUGAGCAACGUGAUCGAGGCUUACGAGAAGCUGGAGAACGAGGUGGACGGGAGGAUCGACGUCGCCGAGAAGCACGUCUCGAAUCACGAGGCCUACCUGCAAACGUUCGAGAAGACGCGAGACUGGAUCGGCACGGUGAUCAACGAGGGGACACCGAUCGUCGAGGACUUCUCCGUGGUGGAGAGGGAAACGGCGCGGAACAAGAUCGCCUCGAUAGAGAACCUGUUGUCGCGCGAGGCCGAGGCCGACAGGAUUCUGGCCGACUGCAAUCAGCAGUUGAACAUCGUGCUGGAGCAGACCUCGAUGCCCGGACAUUCGGCUUUGCUGGCAAACUUCGAGCAGCAGAAGAAGAUUUGGGAGGAUUUCGUGAAGAGGUGCGCGGCGGCCGGAGACAGGAUGAAGCAGCUGUUCGAUCGGUGGUCGGAAUUCGAGAAGAUCCUGGAGGGUCUGGAGGCCUGGAUCAAGCGGACCGAGACGCAGCUCAAGGACCAGAGCCUGAGGAGCACCGAGGAGGCGAAGAAGACGCACCUGCGGAAGCUCGAGUCUCUCGAGGAGAGCGUUCUAGCGAAAGCGGCCGAGUUCAAUGCCGCCGCCGAGAGGUGUCAGAGCAUCGAAGCCGACGCGGACUUGGCCACCAGGGUCUCGAGGUCGACCACCAAGUACCAAGCCCUGAAGAAUCAGAUAAAGGAGGCGGUGUCGCGGUACGAGCAAUUCGCGAGGGAGCACGAGGCGUUCAACGUCAAGUACGAGCAACUGGUGCAGUGGUUCCGGGAUAUUCGCGCGGAGCUCGAGAAGCACAGCGAGGUGGUCGGCGAUUUGUCGGUGUUGCAGAGCAGGCAGAAGCUGAUACGCGAUUUGGGAGACACCAGGACGAAGGAGAACGCGCGGUUCGAGUCGGUGAUCGAUCUCGGGGAGAAGCUUUACGCUCACACGUCCCCCGACGGACGAGAGAUCAUCAGGCAGCAGCUGAGAAACUUGAGAACGCUCUGGGACGGGUUCACCGAGGACCUGCAGAACACCAUGCAAAAGUUGGACCAGUGUCUGAUGCAGUUCGCGGAAUUCUCUCUAUCGCACGAACAGCUCACCGCCUGGCUGAGGGACGUGGAGCGAGCGAUGCACCAGCACACCGAGCUGAAGUGCACCCUGGAAGAGAAGAGGGCUCAGCUGCAGAACCACAAGAUCAUGCACCAAGAGAUCAUGUCUCAUCGAACCCUGGUCGAGAACGUUUGCGACAAAGCGCAGCAGCUGGUCGAUCAAACCAAGGACACCUCGCUGAACGUUUUUCUACCGUCCAUCAAACAGUUGUUCCGCAACAUCGUGGCCAAAUCGAAGGAUCUGUUGGAGAACUUGGCCGACUGCGUCGAGAAGCACAGCAGAUUCAAUCUGCGAGCGAAGGCCUUCUCCGAUUGGUUGAACAACGAGAGAGAGAAGCUGGCGGAGUGCAACGACCUCGCCGGAGAACGCGCGGACAUCUCGAGGAGGUUGGCUACCCUGACCUCCUUGAAAACCGACCAGAUGCAAGGUGCCGAGCAUCUGGGCAAGCUGAAGGAACUGAGCGAUUCGGUGAUCAAGAGGACCGCUCCGAAAGGAUGGGACGCCGUUAACAAGGAGAUCGCGGUGCUGGAGAGCAGCCUGCGGCAAUACUUGAGCGAAAUAGAAUCCGUGGAGGAGAAGCAGAAGGCGGCGCUGCAGAAGUGGCAGGACUUUGACGACAAACUGGAAGCGCACGCGAAAUGGUUCUGCGCGAUGGAGGCUGCGUUCCGGGACCAGCAGCUGCAGCCUACCUUGGCGGACAAGGAGGCUCGUCUGCGAGCCCUCGCGGAGAAACGCGACGCCGUACUCAAGGAGGAGUCCAAGAUCGACGAAUUCGUCGACAAGUCGCACAGCUUGCAGCAUGCCAGCGGCGUGGAGCGCGUGAAACCCUUGAUCUCGCAAACCAGCAACAGGUACCAAUCGCUGCUCGUGCUCAGCAAAGAGGUAACGACGCGCUGCCAGAGCAUCGUGGACGACCAUCGAGCCUAUUCGGACAAACUGAACGCCGUCGACGCCUGGCUCGGCCAAUUGGAACAGAGUCUGUCGAGCCUGAAGAGAGACGAGGCGGACGGCAACCUCGAAGAGAAGACGUCCAGGCUGCGAAUCCUCCUGGCCGAGAAGGAGCAAGGCGAGCAUCGCCUGGGAAGCUUGAUCUCCUUCGGAGAGAGGAUCCUGGCCGAUACUUCGGCUCAAGGGCGAGAGCUUGUCCGUCACGAGCUGAGACAAGCCAGGGAACGCUGGGAUAAACUGGUCGAAGGAAUAUCCGAACAGCAGAAGAGACAGGACGCUCGGUCCUUGCAGUGGACCAACUAUCGAGAAACUCUGCAGCAGAUCCUGGCAUGGUUGGACGCUAUGGAGAGGUCCGUCAAGCAGGAUUCCGCGGUCGCUUGGUCGUCUCUUCAGGAAAUCAAAUCCAAGCUGUCCAAGAGCAAGGCGACGCACCAGGAGAUCCUCGCCUACAAACGCAUCAUCGAAGGCGUCUCGGAGAAAGCGAACGCGCUGACCUGUACCGCGCAAGCGCCGUCGGACGCUAAACAAAAGGCUGCCUCGGUCUCGGAAAGAUACGACGACCUGGUCGACGUGUCCCAGAGGAAUAUAUCGAAUCUGGAGACUCUGCUCGACACCUUCCAACAGUUCUACGACCUGCAAAAGUCCUAUCAGGACUAUCAGAAGCAGCAGUGGGAACAGCUGACCAAUUACAGCGACUACACGGGCAACAAAGCUGCUCUUCAAGCUCAGUUGACGAAAAUUAUGGAACUGCAGGACGCUCAGAGAGAGGGCGAGCUAAAGUUGAAUAUUCUGAGCGAACACGUUGCUCGGAGCGCUCAUAAUCUGACGCCGAGGUCUCUGGAGUCCAUGGAGAGGGACCUGGCUACGCUCAGAUUCGAGCACAAAAAGUUCGCCACCGCCGUGACGGAUAUAAUACGCUGUAUCGAAGAGAGAAUCCAACAAUGGAGCGAGUACGAAAACUCGUUGGAUCGACUAUUGGCCUGGUUGGCCGACGCGGAAUCGUCCCUGAAGAAUUACUCGUUGAAGAACACCCUCGACGAGAAGCAGGAACAACUCGAGAAAUAUCGGGCACUACAAAAAACCGCCCUGUCGUGGGACACGGAAGUGACGGAACUGGUGGCCCUCGGAGACCACCUCGACCAAAUGUUGAUCGUGAAUUUGAGACAAAGCGAAGCCGAAUUCGACAGGACGAGCGACGAGUCUUCCGAGUUGAUGCAGAUAAGCGGAGAGACUAGAUUCUCCGCCAGCGUGCAGCAGAUCACGUCUCGGUUCCAGUCCAUCCAAGCUACCGCCAAGGAGCUGGUGAAGAAAUGCGAGCAAGCGGUGGCGGACCACGCGGCCUACCUGGAACGGUACAAGCAGUGCUCCGAGUGGCUGGCGAACGCUCGGACGAGCUAUCGAUCCAUCGAGGACGACUUUGGCGGGACUCGACAGGAGCUUACCUCGAACGUGACCAUUCUGAAGGAUUUGCUGUCCCGACGAUCGGCAGCCACGCUCUCGAUCAACAACACGGUGGAAGCUGGAGAACGAUUGUACCCGACGACCGGCGCGGACGGCCGAGAAAUCGUUCGCCAGCAACUGUUGGACCUGCAACAGGCGUUCGAGGAGUUGUACGACGGCAUUUCCUCGACCGAGCGAGAGCUCCGAUCGAAGAUUUCGCGAUGGUCCGGGUUCGACGAGUCGAACGAGAGCUUCGAGAAUUGGUUGAGGACCGUCGAGAGCCAACCGAAGCCCGAGAUCGAACUGAAAACGACGUUGGACGAGAAGAGAGCUCAGCUGCAGAUCUAUCGUAGUUUCUUGCACGACGUGCAGUCCCAUCAGCAGGAUCUGCUGGAUCUGAGAGACAAGGCGGAGAAUCUUCCCGAUUCGGCGGACAAGGUGCGACAGAUUCUGAGGAGGCUGAACGAAAGGCACGCCGCGGUGCUGAAACGCGCGGCGGCCUACGUGGAGAGGUACGAGGGCAUCGUCAGCGACCAUCAGCAGUACAGCAAGGCGGUGCUGGACACGCACGAGUGGCUGGACGCCACGCACAACGCCGUGAUCUUGUGGGGCGACACCGAGCUCGAAAGAGUGUCUCUUCACUCGAACCUGGAUCGCUUGAAGAACCUUAUGCAAUGUUUGCCGGAGGACGAGCCCAGAGUUCGGCAGAUCAGGGCUCUGGGCGAGAAAGUGAUACCCGGAACGUUGGAAUCCGGGCAGAUCAACGUCCGUUCGCAGAUCGACACCUCCCAGCAGGAGUGGGAGAGCCUCGUGACCGCGGUCGCUUCGACGAUAGAGUGUCUGGAGAACAAGUUGCAGCAGUGGAACGAGUUCGAGGCGUCCAGGGAAAGAUGCCUGGCCUGGAUGAGGGAAACCGACACCACGCUUCACGCGGUCGAUCUGAAGGCUAGCCUUCGCGAGAAGAAGGAUCAGCUGGAGACGCUGAGAACUCUCCAAGGUCGAGUCAGAGCGAAGGAAUUGGAGAUAGACGCCGUUACGGAGAAGGCUCAGCAGCUGCACAAGAAUUUGACCUCGAGGACCACGCAGAUGUCCGAGUUGAGCAUCAAGUACCAGCACAUCUCGAACAAGGUCAAGGAUCUGAACGGCAGAUGGCAGCUGUACGUUACCAGUCACCAAGAGUUCGACAACCGGGUGGCCGAGUGUACCAGAUGGUUGGACGACAUCGGGAAGAAGCUGGCUUACUGCUCCGACCUCGGGGCCUCGUCUCAGAAGGAUCUGGAGAACAAGAUGGAGAUCGUGCAGGAUCUGUUGCUCUACAAGGAGGACGGUUUCGCGAAGGUUCAGGGGAUCGUCGAGCUGGCUCAAGCCGUUCUGGCCAACACCGCGCCCACCGGCCACGGAGCCGUCAACGACGCGGUCGGCAAGCUGCAGGAGCAGUGGAGCGCGUUGGCCUCGAGAAUGCUGGAGACCAAGACGAACCUCGACGACUCCAUCAACAAGUGGGCCGGGCUCUUGGAGCAGAUCCAGUCGAUGAACAAGACGGUGGACUCCGCGCAGUCCGCGUUGAACGAAUUUCUGCCGUUCCAGACCACCAUGUCCGAGAAAAGGAUUCAGCUGGAGCGGAUAAAAGCUCUGGAGGAGAAGGUCCGUUGCGAGAACAUCGAGGUGGACGGCCUGAAGAUCAAGGUGGCCGAGAUGAUCGCCGGCGGACCUCGAGGCCUGGCUGCCUGCCAGGCGCAGAGUAUAUUGAACAGAUUCGACGCCCUGUUCGAGAAGAUCAGAUCGUUGCUGGCCGAACGGGAGGACCAGUACAAGGACCACAGGGUCUACAAGGAAGCUCACGACGAUAUCAUCAACUGGUUGAGCAGGGCUCGCGAGAAGAUUCCGUCGAUGAAACAGAGACCGCUCAGCGACAAGCUCGCGAUCGAGAACGCCGUGGCGCCUCUGGAGAGCUUGCUGAACAAGAAAGCGCAGGGCGAGCUGCUCGUCGAGCACCUGCAGCACACCGGGAAGGUCGUCUGCGCCAGCACGAGCCCGCGGGGCCAGGAGAUCGUCAAGAACGAGGUCAAGGCACUGACGCAGAGUUUCGAGGAGCUGUUCAAAGAGAUCAAGCAGCAAAAGGACCAACUGGAGCAAACGGUGAGCCAAUGGCGGGACUACAAGGACGAGUACGAGCGUUUGAGCGACUGGCUGCAGCAGUUCGACAUCCUGAUCAAGGCACAGAAAAACUCUCUUUUACCGAACGUCGCCGAGAAGGAGAAGCAGGUGCGAGAGGUCGAGGAGAUCCUGGACAAGUUGUCGAAGGGCCAGGAGCAGAUCGACGGGUUCAACGAGACGGCUUCGGGACUGCUGUCCUCGCACCUGGACACCUACGUGAACAAUCAGCUGCGCCACCUGAACUCGCGCUACCAGGUGCAGGUGAAUCUGGCCAAGGACGUGCUGAACAAAGUCGAGACCAAUCUGGCCCAGCACAAGGAAUACGAGGCCAACCUGGCGAAAACUCGCGCUUGGAUCGAGAACGCGAAGCGGAUCAUUCGCAAGGGAACGGAAGCGGCUUCCACCAGCAGCAGGGACGAGUUGCAGAACAGGCUGGACAAUAUUCAAGAGUUGUUGAGAAAACGGGAAGAGGGCCAGAACUUGGUGCACUUGACGGUGAAUUGCGGCGAGAAGGUCGCGCGGAACACGAGGUCGGACGGCCGCGAGGAGAUCAACGCGCAGCUGAAGGAGAUCCAGAACGACUGGGAGCGGCUGGUCAAGAAGAUCUCGACGACGAAGGUGCAUCUGGAGACGAGCCUGCUUCAGUGGGCGGACUACAGCUCGUCCUACUUGCAGCUGCAACAGUGGAUCAACGACCGCGAAGCCAAGCUGCAGCAAGUUUGCGAGCAAAAGGUGUCGAAAGCUAGGAAAGGCCUGGCCGGCCUGAGUUCCUUGGCUAUCGGGGAGAGGAAGGCCAACCUGAGACAGACCAACAGCAUCGUCCAGGACAUCGUCGCCUUCGAGCCGAUGAUCCAGUCGGUCACGACCAAGGCCGAGGAUCUCAGACAGGCCACCCCGGCCACCGAGAUCUCGAUCAAGUACGAGACUCUGAGCAAACAGGCGCAAGAGUUGUAUGCUAAACAGAAGGAGACGGUCGAGCUGCAUCAGGCGUUCAUCGACGGCGGCAACGAGUUCGUUCAAUGGAUCAGGGCCGCCAAAGAGAGGCUGGGCAAGUGCUCCGAACCUACCGGAGACAAGGAGUCCUUGGCGAACAAGAUCACCCAGCUGAAGGUGCUGCAGAGCGAGCUACCCGAAGGCCAGAAGAAGCUGGAGCACGCUUUGGAGCAGGGCAAUGCUGCCUGCCAGAUCGCCAACGAGGAAGACAAGGAGAUCAUCGAAGAAGAGGUGGCGCUGCUUCAAGAGGAAUACGACAGCUACGUGGACUCGCUGAACAACACCAAGAGCCUGCUAGAAGUAGGAAUAGUCAAGUGGACCGAGUACGAGGAUCAGUUCUCCGAGGCUACCGAGUGGCUCGCGCAGACGGAGCAGCUGGUGCAGUCGUUCAACAAGCUUCAGGAUAGCCUGGAAGAGAAGAAGAACGUCCUGGAGCAGUUCCAGAUUCAUUUGCAGACGCUGUUCGAUUGGCAGAAGGAGCUGGAUCGUCUGAACAUGAAGGCUCAGAUGCUGCUGGAGACUUGCGCCGACACUAGGAUCUCCAACGCGGUCACGCAGUUGACGACCAAGUACAACGCGCUGCUGUCGUUGGCGAAGGAGAUCAUGCGUCGGUUGGAGCUGCACUAUCAGGAACACCAGCAGCACAACACGCUCUACCAAGAGUGCCAGGACUGGAUCGAGAGGACCCGAGACAAGUUGGGCGAGUGCAAGGAGAUCCCCAGCACUCUGACCGAAGUGAACAACAAGCUGCACACCUGCAAGGCGAUCAGGCAGACCCUGGAGCAGGGUCAGAACAAGCUGAGGUACGCGUUGGAAUUGAAAGAGAAGGUGAUCAUGAACACGGAGCAGAACGGAGCAGCGAAGAUCCAGGAGGACACCGAGAAUCUGAAGACGGAGUUCGAGAAGCUGCUGGCGAACGUGGAGGACAUCAGGCAGAAGCUGGCCGCGAGAGCCGGCGCUCUCGAAGAGCUGAACAAAAUCCACAGGCUUACCACGGACUGGAUCGAGGAGAUCGAGGGGAAGAUACAGCCUGGAGAGACGCGAAAGAACGAUCUCAGCGAGAAGAGGGCCGUCGUGGAGAAGUAUAAGACGGUUCAGAGGGACAUCCAAGGUCACGGCGAGACCGUGGAGCGGCUGAAGGCUCGAUUGGCCGAGGACUCGAGCAUCCCCGUUGGCCCUUACCAGUCCACCAUCGCCAAGUACAACGACCUGAACAAGCUGAUCGCCGAGAAAAUACGGAAACUGGAGGAGCAGGUCAACGACCACGAAAAGUUCCAGCAAGCGCUGAACGAAGCAUCGGACUGGGUGCGUCACGCCAAGCUCGAGCUGCAGCAACAUUGCGACACGCACGGCGAGAAGGAGCGGAUCGUCGAACGGGAGAGCAAGGUCGACCAGAUCGUCGCGUCUCUGCCCAGGGGAGAAUCCUUGAUCUCGAAGGUGAUCGAGCUGAGCGACGGAGUGAUCGCCGGCACGGGCCCGGAGGGCCAAGAGACCGUCGAGCAAGAAACGAAACGGUUGCAGGCCGAUUGGAAGUCGCUGCAAGCUCGAUGCCACGAGUCCCAGAACGUCUUGUCCAAUUGCAUCGCCAGCUGGUCCAAGUUCACGGCUGCCUUGGACAGCAUGAAGAGGUGGAUGGACCAUUUCCGAAAGAAGGUCAACGACGAACAGUCCAAGGAGAACAAGACGCCCGAGGAUCUGGUUCGUUGCAAGAGUCUCGUCGAAGAAGCCGUUCGGCAGAAACCGGUUCUCGAGGAUCUGAACGACGAGUGCGAGGCUCUGUUGGAGAUGAGCGCCUGCAGCUGGGCUCGGGACAAGACGGUGCAACUGCAGACAGCUUAUACCUCGUUGUUGACCGACAUGCAAGGCUUGGUCUCGAGGGUGGAGAAGAAUUUGUCCGAUCACACGGAGUUCCUAAAGGCCAAGAAGGAGAUGGAGGACUGGCUGCGCGUCGCCGGAGGAUCCGUGCAAGACUGCAUGGGCGUCGGAGACGCCGAAUGGGCCAAGGACAAACUCGAGACCGUCAAGAUCGUGGCAACUCGAAUCACCGAGGGUCAGCACCUGCUGUCGACUCUGCAGACAGCCUUCGCCAAGGCCAUCGACACGGCGGUUCCGGAACAGCAGGAUCGACUCAGGUCGGACAUGGCCGGACUUCGUUCCAGCUGGGAGCAGUUGAGCAUAGACUUGAACACGGUCCAGGCUCGGCUCAAGUCCCUCUUGACUCGCUGGGACGAUCACGCGGAGGCUCACGAGAAGCUGAAACUUUGGCUCGAGGAAACCCGGAAGACCGCGAGAGAUCUACCGGACACGAAAGGAGAGUUUGGCGACAUGAAAACGAUGUUGGAGCGGUACAAGCACAUGCAGGAGGAGGUUCGGAACAAAAGGACGGAGCUGGACCAUCUGAUGGACGAGGCCGGCGAGCUCUCGAAGCUGGCGAACAAGAACGAACCGCUGGACCGGACGAGAGCGUCGCUGAAGCUGUGGCAAACGUUGAGCGACGAGGUGGACGAGCGAAGGAAGAUGCUGGAGAACGAGAUGCGGGAGUACAACGCGUACCACGUUGCUCUGCAGGAGACCGAGAAGUGGCUGUUGCAGAUCUCGUUCCAGCUGAUGGCCCACAAUUCCCUCUACAUCACGAACAAGGAGCAAACCGUCGUCCAGAUCGAGCAACACGAGGCUCUGCUGCGAGAGAUCGAGAACUACACCGGCGUUCUGGACGAUCUGAAGGCGAAGGGCAACGGGCAGAUCGAUCGCUACGUGGCCGUAAAUCCGGACAUCGAGAACACGAUAGAGACGCAGCUGCGGAACGUGCAGGAGAGCUACAACUCUCUUCUGAACACCGCUCUGCAGAUCAAGAAGCGAUUGGCAGAAUCUUUGAUCAAAUUCCAGGACUACGAGAACACUCUCGAGAGUAUAAUGAAAAAUUUGGACGUCUACGAACCGGAGAUCGCGCGGGAGGCGGAAGCACCUACGGACACCUUGGAGCAGGCGAAGGAGAGGUUCGAGAACGCGCGCGCGUUGCACAAUAAACUGCAGGGAGAGAAGACCAGGCUCGCUCUGGCGGUCGAAGCUUGCGAGGCUGCCGUUGCUUGCGUGUCCAGGCCCGGAAGUCCGUUGGACGCACCGCCGGUGCAGAUACCUGCCAGGGAGGUCGAAGUUAGGACGAAAUUGGAGGAACUGAUCGAUCAGGCUCAAGGACACCUGAUGACCGUCACGAAGUCGCUGAACGAACUGGAGGAGCAGACCAGGCAAAAGAACGCCCUCAGAGCCUGGAUCACCCAGCAAAGAGCCCUCUGCGCCGAAUGGAAGUCCCGUCCGGCGAAGCUGCGAUCCGAAGCGGCUCAAGCGGAGCUCCAAGCGAUGAACGACCUCUCGAGCAACGUCGGAGAAAGAAGAAUUCACGCGACCACCGAACUGUCGUUGAACGAGGAGGAUCGGGACAUCGAGGAGGGUCUGGACAAGCUGGAAGCGGAGCUGACGGACGCCAUCUCCGGCAAACAAGCUGCUCAGGAGCUGAUUCACAAGUAUCGAUCGCAAGUGCAGAAUAUACAAUCCUGGCUGGACGGUUUGUCGAAGAAGGUCGACGCGGUGGAGAAGGGCAACGGGCAAACGAUCGGUCAGAAGAUAUCGAACGCGAAGGAGAUCUCUGCCGAGUUCGAGUCCCAGGGUCCCGGCAGGCUCGGCGAAGUCAAGUUCCUCGGCGACCAGGUGAUGGACUCUGUGAGCAAUCUGGACUCGCAGCAGAUAGAGGAGCAGAUCAAGUCCGUCGAGAGACGGUACGCCGAUAUCGCGAAGAAGCUGCAGAGGAAGGCGCAGGUCCUGGACAUGACUGCUCAGGGCAUCGAAGCCACCAGGCAGGAGAUCGAGGAGAACAGGGAUUGGAUACAGCGGAAGAAACAGCAGGCGCAAUUGGCGGAUCCCGUGGGCUACGAGAGCAAGCUGGCCGAGGAGAAGCUGCUCGCGUUGAAGGCUCUGCUGAAGGAGGCUGAGGGGAAGCAGUUGGUGAUCGACAACCUGGAGAAACGAGUGGGCAACAUGCAGAACGAGCUGGAGACCAACGAGCAGCAGCAAUUGGAGAACGAAACGAAAGCUCUUCGGGGCGAGCAAGCCGAGCUCUGCAACAUCCUGACCGAAGGGAUUUCCAGCGCGACCGCCGCAGCCGACGCUCGUCGCAAGUUCGAGGCCGACCUGCAACGAGCCAGGGCCUGGAUCAAGUCCAAGAGCAACAAUCUGAAGAAGCUGAGCGGCUAUUUGCCGUUGAAAGCCGCCAAAGUCGAACGAGACAUCGUCCAGCACGGCGAGUUGGAAGCGGGCGUCGAUUCCUUCGGCGAGAACGAUCUAAACGACGUUCUGAAGCACGGGAAUACUUUGCUGAAGGAGUGCAGCGACGAAGAUCGUGCCAAGUUGGAAGCGGUGUUGGAGGAGUUGAGCAAGGACUACGACGAGCUGAAGAACGAGGCGAGAGAGAAACAGGCGGCGCUCGCGGAUCUUCUGCAGGGCCGAAAGGCGUUCGAGAACGAGAUCGACAAGUGCCAGAGGUGGAUCAACGAGGCCGAGGUUGCCACUUCGUCGGAUCUGAGGACCUCCGGCAUCGACGUUCUCAGGGAGCAGCUUGCCAAGUACGACCGUCUGAAGAAGGAGGCCCAGGAGUUCACGGACGACAUCGAGAAGAUCCUUCAGCAAGGUAAAUCGAUCCUACCGACCGUCAGCGACGCGGACAAGCUCGAGCUGAACGAACAGCUGCGAAACAUGAAGGAGGCUCACGGCCGAGUGGCUGGAAUCGUGAACGAGCGAGCCCAGGCUCUCCGGAAGAACAUCGACGAGGCCGAAGAAUCGUUGGCCCGUGUCGCGGAGGCUGUGCGAUACAUGACGGACGUUCAGAAGGAGCUGCACGAGCUGAACAAGCCGAUCGGUUCCAAGGUGGAAGACGUCGAAGCCAUGCUGGACGCUUACGAGAGAAUCCUGAACGAUCUGAAGGCGAACAAGGCGAAGCUGUCGGACCUGGGAUCGGUGAACGUGGCCGAUCUUCACGGCGUCUCGACUCGGCAGGACGAUCUGAUAAAGGCUAUCGAGGGACAGAUCGCGAGGCUUCGACAGUUGUUGCUGUUGAGGCAGCAAUUCAUCGCUCUGAUCGCCGAGAUCACCACCUUCGUUGCCAAGUACACGGAGAUCGUCAGGGACAUUGAGAACUCUGGUCAGACCACGGAGGAAAAGAUCAAACGGUACGACGACGCGAUUCUCAAGAUCCAAGAGUGCGAGGCCCUCCUGGCCAGCGCCACCGACAAGGGACAGCAGAUCGCGGCCGAAGGAUCCUCGGUGGACAGGAACAACGUCACGGAGCAACUGCAAUCGCUGAAGCAACAACUUCAGGGUCUGAGAAGGGCAGUGGAGACGCAGCGAGAGCAACACGAAUUGGCCGCCGCCGAGCACAAGAGAUUGGCGAACGAGUUGUCGGAGAUCCUCGACCGGUUGGAAGACAAGGAGAAAGAGGUGAAGUCGAGGCCGCUUCUCGAACGGGAUCCGAGCAGCGUGGAAGGGGAGCUGAGGAAACACGAGGAGCUCCGCGAGGCCGUGAACGAGUAUCUCGACAGGAUCAAGAGCCUGAAGAACUCGAUCCCCUACGAGGAAGGAAUGCCCGGAUCGUUGAAGGAGAUGCUGAGCGAGGCGGUGUCCUUGCUGACCUCCUUGCCCAGGGAGUUGGAGGAACGCGGCAACUAUUUGGAGAGCAACGCGAAGAUGCGACAAGAGUACGCCGCGCUCACCGACAAGCUGCAGAGUUGGGUCCGCGAGGCUGAGAUUCGGCUGGAGAGCGACAAGGACGGGCUCGACUUCGAGAACAUCCUCAGCGACCUGGAAGAGCACAAGAUUUACUUCAGCAGCGAGCCGUCCAUUCGCGAGCUCGUCUCUCAGCAGAUUCAACAGGCGGCCGACAAGAUCUGGCCGUCGUUGACCAAUACCGAGCAAGAGGAACUGAGCGCGGAGCAGCAACAACACACUCAACUGCUGAAGAACACUCUGAACACGGCGAAAUCGCAACGCGCCAGGCUGGAACAAGGCGCCGAGACCUGGAGGGACUACGCGGAAACGUUGCAACGGGUGCGGGCCGUCGUCUCGAGAACCAGAUUCACCGACGAACCCGUCACCACCCUGGCCGGUCUGCAGUUCAACGUUCAGAAAAUCACGCACGCUCUGAACGACGUACAGAAUCAACAAUUCGAAUUGGAUCUCCUGAACGAACGGGGUCAAGAGGUCCUCGCCAUGGCGGAUGCGAACAACAAGAAAACCAUAGAGACUCGAAUUUCCGAAACCGGAGCCGAAUGGAAGGAAUUGGUUUCCGGGUUGGAAGGUCGCAGAGACGCCCUCGAAGCUCUCGCGAAGCACUGGGAAGAACUGGAAGCUCGGUGGUCGUUGGUCGAGAGUCGGAUCAAUGCCACGGAAGAAAAAUCGAAACUCGUGGACCGCGUGAUCCGUUCGAAGAACCACUUGCUCGAGACCAUCCAAGCUCGGCGCGAACUGGCGACCGAGGCCGAGAAGCUGAAGCCAAUGGCGGAGGACGCGAGAGCCCUCGCAGGACCCGUUCUCGCGUAUCUCGCAGCCUUCACCGAAGCUCCGGCACACGUUCUGGAGAAAAAGCUGGACAAAUUGCAGGGUUCCGUCGAAGCGCUCGUCGACUCCCUGCGGAAGAGAUCCCGGAAGGCGGACGAGGACUUGGAGGCGUUCGAGAGCAUCGAGCGCGAGAUCGAUCAGCUGAGGAAGCGUCUGAACGAGGCGCGCGACCGCGUCUCGGGGCUAGAGGUGUUCGGGCCCGACCAGGACGCCUGCGAGGAAUCGUUGGAUCGACUCGUGUCGACCGUCGAGGAGCUGCUCGACGCGGCGAAAAAGUUCUCGGGAAGCACUAAGGCGCGGUAUCAAGCUAGCCAGCAGCUGGUGCCGAGCGAUCUGUCCCAGCACCUGACGGGCCUCGAGCUCUGCGCGGAGGCGACUGCGCAGGCGAUGGAGGAGAAGCAGAGGGAACAGAAACGGGCCCGAACCGUCCGCUCGGAUUAUCUGACCGACCUGGACGAGGUUCAGGCCUGGAUACGCCAGGCCGAGCUCAAGGUUCAGGAUCGAUCGAUCGAGCCGGGUCCGUUGAAGGAGCAGCUGAAGCAGGUGCAGGACGAGCUGGGAACGAUCGCGGACAAGCUCGAGCGAUUGACGAGAAACGGGCGAACCAUCGCGGAGAACACCAGGGACGACACCGAGAAACAGCUGAUAGAGAGCACCGUGCGGAACGUGACCGAACAGCUGAGCCAGGUCGGCGACUGGCUCGACGAGAGGAAGCAGCUCGUCGCCGACGCGAUCGACGCCUGGCAGAGGUUCUGGACCCUCUACGAGGCUGUCCAGGCCUGGACGGAGGAAAAGAAGCGAUUCCUGGUCGAGCCGCUCAAGCUCGCAACUCUGGUGCAGGCCAGGCAGAGGCUGCACGAGUAUUCGACCGCGGCCAAGAGCUGCAAGCAGAUUAACAGGAACCUGAGCGAGAUGGGCAAAGAGCUCGAGAGCAUCGGUCAAGUCUGCAGCGUGGGCGUGCUGCCCGAGAAGCUGCUGGAAGCCGAGGAAGCGAAGGUGCAGGUGGAGGGUCGGCUGUUGGAGAGGAACGCUCUGCUGCAAGAGACCAGCGAGGAAUGGGAGCAGUGCGAGCGAAAGAUGAAGGAGGUGAAAUCGUGGAUCGAGAAGGCUAGGCAGAGCCUGGAAUCGCCGCAGGGCAAGAAGAAACCGCUGAGGGAUCAGCACAGCGUGCGCGAAAAGAUGCUGAGCGACGUGGCGAUACAGAAAACGAAAAUCGGUAUAUCGAUGGAGAAGCUGCAGGUGCACUUCCGCUCCGGAAUCGGCGGGGAUAGUCGCAUCGGCGAGACGGUCGACGAACUUUUGGCCGAUUUGGACAGCCUUCACGGCACCGUGAAGGAACAGGUCGCGUCUUUGGAGGCUUGUCUGACUCGGAUCGAUCGAUAUCAACAGGAGAUACAGCAGCUGAGGCAGCAGAUCGUCCAGGUGGAGCAGCAGCUGAGGACGGUGCUGAGCCCGACGUACCUCUCCGCCGACAAGGAGAAGGCGCUGCAGGAGCAACAGUUCUGCCGAGAGAAGAUCAAGUCGUUGCAGAGCAAAAUUCAGGCGCGCACGGAAAGAUCGAAGAUUCUCGCGCAACGCGGAACGCCCGAUCCCGAACCGUUGGAUCCGUGACGGUGGAGACGGCCGUGAACGGUCGCGGCCGCGGCCCUUUGAGAAACGACUCGGUUCCGACGGCUAGCGUCGUCCGAUCCUCGCGUUUGUUCGUUCUCCCGCGUAAUUCCAUCCGGGACGAGGAUAAGAGCGUCGGAACGGAUCGCGGAAUCGCAAACUUCUCGAUAGGUUGGUCGGACCUCGACGAAAUUCGAAACGUCCGAAAUCUCGAAAAUUGGCAUCCGUUCGGACGAUACGUCGAGGGUUUCUCGAGACCCGAAAAUUCGUGUUCCGGAGAUUCUAGAAAACUCGGGGGUUUCAGAAGUUUCGGCGUCUCGAGAGCCGCGAAACCAGAAGUUACGAGGUCCGGCGCGAAAAUAUCUCCGCUCCCGGAUGGAAACUGUUUUUACCUCAGGAUCUUUUUUAGCGAAACUUUAUACAUACGUACGUACAUGCGUGCAUACAUACAUACA